This is a messenger RNA of Penicillium bovifimosum, 2817 nucleotides long. RefSeq names its product small subunit rRNA maturation protein UTP4 (gene ura7). Gene Ontology annotation, biological process: maturation of SSU-rRNA from tricistronic rRNA transcript (SSU-rRNA, 5.8S rRNA, LSU-rRNA). The transcript is spliced from 2 exons. NCBI's taxonomy places the organism in Eukaryota, Fungi, Ascomycota, Eurotiomycetes, Eurotiales, Aspergillaceae. Gene Ontology annotation, cellular component: t-UTP complex; small-subunit processome; 90S preribosome. The record is from RefSeq and is a predicted model, not a curated record. Bases 1 to 2817 code for a protein of 938 amino acids. Gene Ontology annotation, molecular function: protein binding; RNA binding.
AUGGAUAUCCACCGCUGCCGUUUCGUUUCCUACAACCCACAGGCGAUCAAUGCGCUUGCAUUUUCACACCCGCCAUCAGCAGAUCUAGCUGGACGUGGCGUACCCACCCUUCGACUAGCGAUCGGUCGUGCGAACGGCGAUAUCGAAAUAUGGAACCCGAUGCGCGGCGCCUGGUUCCAGGAGACCGUGAUGCGUGGAGGCAAGGACCGCAGCAUUGAAGGACUUGCAUGGACACUCGACCCGCAAGAGGACGGGCCCGAUGGCACCAAGUUGCCUGGAAAGCUGCGUCUGUUCAGCAUUGGAUACUCCACUGCCGUCACUGAAUGGGACCUCGAGAAUGGCCGCCCGCUCCGCCACUCCAGUGGAAACUACGGGGAGAUCUGGUGCCUUGCCGCGCAGCCGCGCUGGCAGGCUACCAAGGGCAAGGAUGGAAAGUUGGCUGCUGCCGCCGAGGGCGAGUUUACGGGCCAGCACCUUGCAGCGGGCUGUGCUGAUGGGUCAAUUGUCAUCCUGUCCACUGCCGAUAAUGAGCUCAAGUUCCUGCGUCUCAUGCGUCCUUCGACGAAACGAGCCCGUGUCCUGAGCGUUACCUUCCAGAACCGCCAUACCAUUGUUGCGGGCUACGCUGAUAGUUCUAUUCGUCUCUUUGAUAUUCGCACGGGUCAGAUGCUGCGCACAAUUUCCCUGGGAAAGGGCCCUACUGGUGGUCCGAAGGAGCUGUUGGUCUGGUCGGUGAAAUGCUUGCCGGAUGGCACGAUAGUCUCCGGUGACUCGGCUGGUGAGAUUCGAUUCUGGGAUGCGAAGAACUACUCUCUCGUUCAACGGAUACAAGGCCAUCUCGCCGAUACACUUGAUGUCGCAGUGAGUGCCAAUGGAGACACUGUUAUCAGUGGAGGUGCCGAUCAGAGGACUGUCGUAUACCGCAGAAAGGAGGGCGAGAAGGGCGACAAGAAGAGUCGCUGGGCUGAGAUUAUGCACCGUCGUUACCACACCCAUGAUGUCAAGACAUUCGCUGUCUAUGAGACAAAGGACAUCAGUAUCGCUGUCUCCGGAGGUCCUGAUGCAACUCCGGUCGUUCUCCCUCUUCGUGAAUUUGGAAAGGAACACCACCGAAAGCUUUCCAGCCUUCCGCAAAUCCCUCAACUUACGUCCUCGCCGGCAUCUCGUUUGGUCAUGAGUUUCUGGGACAGAGAAGUGAGCCUGUGGCGGGUAUCACGGGGCCCUGCGUCUCUGAAUGAGAACAUUGAUGGCCAGCGGCACAGACUCGUCGGUAAGGUCCUGAUCAAGGGCGAGGAAAACAUUUCGUCAGCGAUGCUGUCAGCGGAUGGCAAGAUCCUUGCUGUUGCAACCAUUGCUGAAGUCAAGCUAUUCUCCCUCCGUCGCCAAAAGGGCGAUGAGAAGGGUGUCCUCGCCAUCCAGAAGAUUGAUGUGCCCAAGACGCUUUCUGGAGAAGGUGCCCGCCUUGUGACUGUUUCCCCCGAUGGCAGAUGGCUGUCAAUUGUGCGCCCCAACAGCGACAUCUACAUGGCACGCAUUCAGCCCGCCUCUCUAUCUACCAAGAAACCUCAGGUUCUGCCACAGUUUGCAAAGCUCAAGAGAGCCGCGCGGCAUGUACGACACGAAAAGGCAUCCCACGGAACAUUGGGCGACUAUGAAAGGACGAUACGAUCUGUGGUGUUCUCCGAUGACAGCAAAGUUCUGGCGAGUGGUGAUAUCUCUGGUUGUGUCGAUACCUGGAUGCUAGACACAGCGACCGCUGCUACGAACGGUGUAGCCAGUCGUGAGUCUGACGAUGAAUCAUCCGAUGAUGAGGAUGAAGACGUUGUGAUUGAGGGCGAGCGCUGGACUAUCGCUGCCGCAGAAUCACCAAUUCCCCGCAUGAAGGCUGGCAUCACUUUGCUGUCCUUCCGCCCCAAAACCGCCCCAACACAGAAACUUCUAGCCAAUGGCACUAAUCAGUCAAGCGAAAACCGACUGAUGGUUCUCACAAGCGAGCACCAGCUCAUUGAGUUUGACGCCCGGGAUGGCAAAUUGUCCGAGUGGUCAAGACGUAACCCCAAGGCAUAUCUUCCUGCAGAAUUCCGAGGUGUGAAAGACCGCGCUAUGGGUUGCAUGUGGGAUCUCUUCGAGGGUCGCGAGCGACUUUGGCUCUACGGAGCCUCUUGGUUGUGGAUGUUCGAUCUGCUCCAAGACUUCCCCUCCCCGGAAGAGGCAGGCGCUGAAGAGGGCAAGACCGCGGGUCAGCUUGCCAAGGCAUCGAAGCGCAAGCGCGAGGCACUCGAUGACGACGAAGAAGAGCGCAGAAAGCACAACACCGGUGCCGGCGAUCGAAUUCCACAGUCACAGAUGGACAUCCACUUUGGUACCAAGGUCCGCAAGAUUGUCGGAAGCGACGAAUCGCAGGGAGAGUGGAUCACGCUGGAUAAGGAACGCCCCCGUGUCGCGGGUGAGGAUGAUGAGGCCUACGAGUACGACGAGUCUUUCGCUGCCACUAAUGAGACAACCCUCGCCCGUCUACGACGCGGAGAUGGAGCGAAGACUCAAACACCACAGAAGGAAUCACGGAAGCCUCAAUUGCCUUCUGGUGCCAACGGCGACACAAACCAACUGGUGGAAGCCAACGGUUCCUCGGCUCAGCCUGCACGUCGCUGGUGGCACACUUAUAAAUACCGUGAUAUCCUCGGUAUCGUACCUCUCAACACCCUCGAUGACGAUUCCGACGACCAGAACCCAAGUGGGAAUCUGGAAGUUGCGGUGGUGGAGCGACCUAUGUGGGAUGUUGAGCUGCCUGGUCGUUAUGUGAAGGAUUACGAAUGA